This is a messenger RNA of Aspergillus pseudoviridinutans, 396 nucleotides long. RefSeq lists its product as uncharacterized. The transcript is spliced from 3 exons. Bases 1 to 396 code for a protein of 131 amino acids. NCBI's taxonomy places the organism in Eukaryota, Fungi, Ascomycota, Eurotiomycetes, Eurotiales, Aspergillaceae. The record is from RefSeq and is a predicted model, not a curated record.
AUGGAGCCAGAGCAAAAGAAACAAUCAAAUCCCGGGUCAACCCACAGGGACGAAGAAGGUCUCCUUCGCGCCUAUGGAAGGCUGCCUCAAAGAGGAAGAUUACUUGACCAGCAGGCCAAGGAACGAAAAUACUUCGACUCUGGAGAUUUCGCUCUUUCCACAGCUGACCGAGUAACUGAUGUCGGGGCAAUCAAUACUGGCCGAGCCCAUCCGCAGCGGGGAAGCGUUUCGCAUCCCUACGCCCCAGUUCCUAGCACUAGUAAUGCUGAGGAAGAUGCUAACAAGGAUGUUCGCGAUAAACCAUUUACAAAUCUGAAAAUGACUGAGAGCCCUCUUCAUCAGCAUAGUGAUGUUGAUGAUAAGGCGCAGAAACUGGAGAAACCGAAAAUUGAUUGA